AUGCAAGGCCUUCACACUCUUCUGGUGCGCGACCCGGAGACGGGCGCCACGCCUUCUUGUGAUACCGGGAACGAGUACGACGGGCGCAUGGGCUUACGUAUAUCCUCCAUCUUCGUGAUUAUGGUGGGCUCGAUGUUUGGUGCUGUGUUUCCGGUCUUCGCACGGAGCUUUGGCACCUCGACGUUUCUCAGACGGGCAUUUUUCGUUGCAAAGUACUUUGGCUCGGGUGUCAUUAUUGCUACCGCCUUCAUCCAUCUUUUGGCACCAGCAGAAGAGGCGUUGACUAAUGAGUGUCUCACUGGUCCGAUUACCGAAUACUCAUGGGUCGAAGGUAUCGUCCUCAUGACCAUUGUUGUGCUGUUCUUCGUUGAGUUGAUGGUAAUGCGGUACGCACGCUUUGGUCAUAGCCACUUGGAUGAUUUGGGACACAACGAUCAUGUUGAUGCUGCGUCCGCGACCGUCGAAUCCAAAAGCCACCUACCUGGAGAGGAUCAUCUUGGUCACUCCCGCGAACAUCACGACAGCGAGUUGGGUGAAAAGGCCUCCUCAAUCGAGGACUAUGCCGCUCAGUUGACAUCGGUUUUCAUUCUGGAGUUCGGUAUCAUCUUCCAUUCGAUCUUCAUCGGCCUGACCUUGGCGGUAGCCGGAGAAGAAUUUAUCACGCUCUACAUUGUCUUGGUCUUCCACCAAACCUUCGAAGGUCUGGGUCUGGGUUCCCGCUUGGCAACGACCCCUUGGCCCAGUUCAAAACGCUUUACCCCUACCUACUCGGACUCGCAUAUGCUACCCCCCGAAGGUUACACCACUCUCGUUGUCAACGGAGUUUUCGACUCCAUUUCCGCCGGUAUCCUCAUCUACACGGCUCUUGUGGAGCUCAUGGCGCAUGAGUUCAUGUUCAGUCCGUCGAUGCGCAAGGCACCGAUCCGAACUGUUCUUGCGGCGUUUGGUCUACUAUGUCUGGGUGCGUUGCUGAUGGCGUUGCUUGGAAAAUGGGCUUAA
Messenger RNA from Aspergillus novofumigatus IBT 16806, 999 nucleotides. It is a transcript of the gene zrfB, whose product is annotated as low-affinity Zn(2+) transporter ZRT2. Gene Ontology annotation, molecular function: low-affinity zinc ion transmembrane transporter activity. NCBI's taxonomy places the organism in Eukaryota, Fungi, Ascomycota, Eurotiomycetes, Eurotiales, Aspergillaceae. Gene Ontology annotation, biological process: zinc ion import across plasma membrane. The record is from RefSeq and is a predicted model, not a curated record. The transcript is spliced from 2 exons. The coding region runs from base 1 to 999 and encodes 332 amino acids. Gene Ontology annotation, cellular component: plasma membrane.